AUGCAGAGCCUCGGCAAGGAAAACCAGAGCUCUGUGUCCGAGUUCAUCCUCCUCGGCUUCUCCAGUGAGACGCAGGUCAGAAUGGCCCUGUUUGCCCUCUUCCUACUCCUCUACCUCACCACCCUUGUGGGCAAUGGACUCAUCGUCAUGCUGAUCUUCCUGGACUCACACCUCCACACGCCCAUGUACCUUUUUCUCAGCGUCCUCUCUCUGGUGGACAUGAGCUAUGUCACUACCACUGUGCCCCAGAUGUUGGUUAAUAUGGUGUGUCCACAGAGGACCAUCUCUUGGGGAGCUUGUGCAGCCCAGAUGUUCAUCUUCUUGGUCCUGGGCAUUGCUGAGUGUGUCCUCUAUGCCAUUAUGGCCUAUGACAGGUACGUUGCCAUUUGCUUCCCCCUUCACUAUACGCUACUCAUGAGCCAUUCCAUUUGUGUCAAGACGGUCAUUGUCUGUUGGUCCAUUAGCAUAGCUGGGGCCCUGAUCUACACUGUCUUCACCUUGCAUCUGCCUUAUUGUGGCCCCUACAAGAUAAACCACUUCUUCUGUGAGGUCCCUGCUGUCCUGAAGUUGGCCUGUGCAGACACAUCUUUUAAUGACAGGCUGGACUUCAUUUUGGGUUUCCUCCUGCUUUUGGUCCCACUCUCCUUCAUCCUGGCCUCUUACGUACUCAUCUUUGCCUCUAUCUUCAGAAUCCGCUCAGUGCAGGGGAGGCUCAAGUCCUUCUCCACGUGUGCUUCCCACGUCACUGUGGUCACCAUGUUCUACGGACCGGCCAUCAUCAUGUACAUGAGGCCCGGUUCUUGGUAUGACCCAGAGUGGGACAAGAAGCUAGCGCUGUUCUACAAUGUCAUCUCUGCCUUCUUCAAUCCCAUCAUCUACAGCCUCAGGAACAAGGAUGUAAAGGAGGCCUUUCUGAAAAUAUUUAGAGUCAGAAGGACAGCUUAA
Molecule: messenger RNA, 945 nt
Organism: Saimiri boliviensis boliviensis (Bolivian squirrel monkey)
Lineage: Eukaryota; Metazoa; Chordata; Mammalia; Primates; Cebidae
Product: olfactory receptor 2G3
Biological process (GO): G protein-coupled receptor signaling pathway
Cellular component (GO): membrane
Molecular function (GO): olfactory receptor activity; G protein-coupled receptor activity
Source: RefSeq, a predicted model, not a curated record